Molecule: messenger RNA, 1469 nt
Organism: Momordica charantia (bitter melon)
Lineage: Eukaryota; Viridiplantae; Streptophyta; Magnoliopsida; Cucurbitales; Cucurbitaceae
Product: eukaryotic translation initiation factor 3 subunit I
Biological process (GO): cytoplasmic translational initiation
Cellular component (GO): eukaryotic translation initiation factor 3 complex, eIF3m; cytoplasm
Molecular function (GO): RNA binding; protein binding; translation initiation factor activity
Source: RefSeq, a predicted model, not a curated record
CUAACCCUAAAACACCGUCUUCCUGGUGUGCAGCAGCGGCAGCGGCAGCCCUACCGACGUGAAACGGCACUUGGGCACGAAACCGAAUCCAAAGUGGGUCAAUCAGGCUAUUCUAUACCUACGCGAAUUUGCUUCUCUCCAUACGACGGAUACCAUCACUCUUUCCCUUCUUCGAACAACUUCUAGCCUCGAGCUUAAACGAAAAUGCGCCCAAUCUUGAUGAAAGGCCAUGAGCGGCCAUUGACUUUCCUCAAAUACAAUAGGGAUGGCGACCUCCUCUUCUCCUGCGCCAAGGACCACAACCCUACCGUCUGGUUCGCCGAUAACGGCGAGCGCUUGGGGACUUAUCGCGGCCAUAAUGGUGCCGUUUGGUGCUGCGAUGUUUCUAGAGAUUCAAUGCGGCUCAUCACGGGCAGUGCUGAUCAGACGGCAAAACUGUGGAAUGUACAAACUGGACAGCAGCUUUUCUCCUUCAAUUUCGACUCACCUGCCAGGGCGGUUGAUUUCUCUGUUGGUGAUAAGCUUGCAGUGAUUACCACUGAUCCUUUCAUGGAAUUGCCUUCUGCUAUACAUGUUAAAUGCAUUGCCAGAGACCCCUCGGAACAGACUGGCGAUUCUGUGCUUGUUCUCAAGGGUCCCCAAGGAAGAAUCAAUAGAGCUGUAUGGGGGCCUCUAAAUAAGACCAUUAUAAGUGCAGGAGAAGAUGCUGUUAUUCGCAUUUGGGAUGCUGAGACAGGUAAACUUCUAAAAGAAUCAGAGAAGGAGACGGGCCAUAAGAAAACAAUAACUUCCCUUACAAAAUCCUCUGAUGGUUCCCAUUUUAUCACUGGAUCCUUGGACAAGUCUGCAAGGCUGUGGGAUAUUAGAACGUUGACACUUAUCAAAACAUAUGUGACAGAACGUCCAGUCAAUGCAGUUGCAAUGUCUCCACUUCUUGAUCAUGUGGUACUUGGUGGUGGUCAGGAUGCCUCAGCAGUAACAACAACUGAUCAUCGUGCAGGAAAGUUUGAAGCUAAAUUUUAUGACAAGAUCCUUCAAGAAGAGAUCGGAGGUGUGAAAGGUCAUUUUGGACCCAUUAAUGCUCUGGCUUUCAAUCCUGAUGGGAAGAGUUUUUCAAGUGGAGGUGAAGAUGGAUAUGUAAGACUGCAUCAUUUUGACCCCGAUUACUUCAACAUCAAGAUUUGAAUCUGGAGUGGAGUUCAGAACCGAGGGAGAAGUUUGUGUGCGAAGAGAGAUACAUUUGUUGCUUUUUUGGACGCCAAUUUUGCUGUGUGGCCAUGAUGGUUAUAGAAGUUUGUUGUGAAAGUUAUUUGCACGGCAUUGUAUUAAUUGAAUCUCUCCUGCGGUACUCGAGUACCUUUUCUUUUAUUUUCAACUUCAUGAUUUUUAUUUUUAUGAGAUUCAUGGAUAACUGGUCUACACGAGUUCAUCCGGAGAGAUUCAUACAAAAUCACCUAGUUACUUCCGAA